UACCCUGACCAUGCCCAGUAGCCAGCUACAAAUCAGACUGUGGUUGUACUAGUGUGUGUGUCAGUAUGCUGUUGCCUUACUUCCUUGAUUGAAUGAAGGGAAUCUGUAAUAACACAAGAUGUAUCUAUUUGAUGUUUAGUUAUAUUUUACCCAGGUGAAGACUCUGACUGCAUUGCAUUGGCCAUCACCAUGUCUGGGUAGUUAAUACAGGAAGGUGCAAUUGGUGUAUCCAGUAUUUGAGGUAAACAGGGCCAUCUUGUGGUCAGACUAGACGGUACGAUACUGUAGGUGUCUGUGGAUCAUUACUGCUCUUUACAUUCAGCCUGUUAUUGCAUUCUCAAUUAUUUCCCUUAAACAAACUAAGAAUCCUGCCACAGGGGUGAGCUUAUUUCAUAUUUUCCAUACCCGUCAAGUUAUUCAAGGAUUUUCUACAAUCUCAUUUCUACAAAACAGCACUUGUAGCAAUAAGGAAUCACAGUUUAAAUCCAAACCUACCCUCAGCUUUUGAUUUUUUUUUUAAAAGAACAUCUAUGGUUCUUGUUUCAUCACCACUUUUAUCAUUUAAUGUUCGACUCAAAAUGGAGGAGAUUUUAAUAUCUCAACUCCAGUGUCAUGCUGACCCCCUUGUACCUGUGGGACAAAACUGGUUCGACCAGCAGAGACAAACAAACCUGUUCUUCAAGCAAAGAAAAACUUGUAAUCACUGUACUUGUUUUGACUUGUUCUGUUGUAAUGCCCUGGAAGUGCCAAAUGGUUGCCAUAAUUCAGAUUGUGUCACACGAUUUGUCAAUUCACAUUUCACUUUCAUAAUGACUAUUCUUCCUUAGAAAUAUUCAAAACGGUUUCUUGAAUCCUCAAAAUGUACUAAUACAUUAAUUUUAAGAUCACAUUCAUACAGUAGUUAAUUCUUAGUGGAUGUAGAACGUCUUUCAAAAGCUUUAUGCUUGAGCUAUGGUGGAAGUGUUCAGUUUGAAGAGUAUCUUACUCUUAUCAGUGUCAUCGUGUCCAUAUUUAUUAAAACAGCCUGUCAAACUACUGUAUUUCAAAGGCAGAUAAACCCUUACAUUUUACCAGCUUGUCAACAGGCAGAUCAACAUUCUGGUGUUAGGCACAAAAUCUAUGAAUCCUUUACAAUGAUGUGUCUGAGCAAGGAACAAGGAACAAGGAAGCAGAUGAAAUGUGAAAGAUGUGGGUGUCAGUUUGGUCUAACUGAAAUAUCACAGCUUUGUAACACAGAUGCACAGUUGACUGUGAAGAGAAAUGGCAAUGGCUAGAUACAGGACAAUGAUGAAAUUCCUCAUCAGUGUUGGGAUCCUUUUCCAAGGGUGUGAUUCAGAUGUGAAAUGCCGGGAUGACAAAGGAAAAGAGGUGGACUGGUAUAUUCUAUACAAGUUGCCCCGUGUGAAGGAUGACGGUUUGUCAUAUCUGUACAUGGAUGAGAGCACCAACGGAUGGAAAGCCAGCAAAGAGACAAUCAACAGUAAAUCUAGCACUCUGGCGAACACCCUGAACCCUCUUCUUGACUUCUACGACAGAAAGAUUGAAGGCUUUGGAUACAUGCUCUAUAAUGAUCAACCUCCAGAACCAUACGCUGCUCCUGCAUCAUUUGGCCACAGUAAAGGAGUUGUGAUGCUGGACAAAAAAAGUGGAGUUUGGCUUUCACACAGUACACCAAAAUUUCCAACAUAUCGCAGUAAAGACUUCUGGCCAGACAGUGGAACCGCUAAUGCUCAAACAUUUAUGUGCGUGACUUACUCUUAUAAUCACUUCAAAGAAAUAGGAUUGCAGCUGAAGUACAUCCAUGCUUAUUCAUAUGACUCUGACAUCCCGACAACCUUUCACAAAGAGCUGCAAUGUGUUGCACAGCGAAGCUGCUACCCAAAGAAGGAACCCUGGUUUCGUGUAAAGAUGCUGACUUCAAUGACAGGACAUAAUUUCUCUAGCUUUGCGAAAUACACCCGUUUUUGGGAUGAUCUUUACUCUGGCCUUAUUGUUAACCAUUUGAAGCAGGAUCUCUACAUUAAGAGCUGGGGGAAGAUGCGUAAACCUCUGCCUUCUAACUGCAGCACAGACAUCCCUCAUCAUGUGUACAAUGUGAAGGAAGUAAAGCUCCUAAAGGGGAAGCCCUUUGGUGAUACUGUUGAUCACUCCAAGUGGUGUGUAACUUCUGGUGGUGGCUGGACCUGCAUAGCUGAUAUGAACAGGGAAGAGAGUCAGAUGAAAAGAGCUGGAGGAGCAAUAUGCACAGAUAAUGUUGCUGUUGGGAAGGCUUUCCAUGCACUGAUCACACAGUAUGAACCAUGUAAACAUGACCUUCCACAUUCUGAGGCUCAACACAGAGAGCUUUAAAGGCACAGGCCUUCGUGGAAAUGUAAGGAAAAGUAUAGCAGAUCUCCAAAAAAAGUAUAAGAAAAGACUGGAGCCUGAUAUCACUUAAUAAUAACACUAACUACGCCAUUACAUAUCCAGACUUAAAAUUGUUGGUUGCAAGCUUUACAUUUUGCACAAUGUGUUGGUGUAGUAUAUUAAUUCCUGUCUUUUGUGUUUUGUAUUAUGUAUUUUAAUCAAUGAAAAACUGCAGUGUUUUUAUUUUGAAAAUCAUGCAUUAAGCAUUUGUCUAUACAAUCAGGAUACUAGAAUUCCAGAUGAAAUAAAUUUAACUGAAUGAUUAGA
Molecule: messenger RNA, 2673 nt
Organism: Perca fluviatilis (European perch)
Lineage: Eukaryota; Metazoa; Chordata; Actinopteri; Perciformes; Percidae
Product: deoxyribonuclease-2-beta-like
Exons: 7
Coding region: 1261-2349 (362 amino acids)
Biological process (GO): apoptotic DNA fragmentation
Molecular function (GO): deoxyribonuclease II activity
Source: RefSeq, a predicted model, not a curated record